AGGAGGAGGAGGGGGGGCAAGAUGGCGUCCGAUGGCGGCUCGGAGCGGCUGUCUCCUCCUCCCUUCCCGCGGCCCGAGCCUGAGGACAGCGACGGCGAAGGGGAGGACAUCUUCGUCCACGACGCCAAUAAGUCCCUGGCACCAAGAAGGGGUUCCCCUCCACCAGCCAGCAACAAGUCCAAAGAGAAUGGCAUCCAGACAGAGCAGGAACAAGAGCAGCAGGAUCUCUUUGCAGAUGCCACUGUCGAGCUGUCUCUGGACAGCGCCCAGAACAACCAGAAGAAGGAGCCCGCCAAAGUAUUCGCUCCACCUCCGACAGAGGAAGCCACCAACUCCUCAUUCAGGUCUGAGCCAAAGAGCUAUGAGGAGCUGGAGGAGGAAGAGGAGGAGGACCAGUUUGAUCUGACAGUUGCCGUAACAGAUCCAGAGAAAGUAGGCGAAGGCAUGAAUGCAUAUGUCGCCUACAAAGUUGCAACACAGACCAGCCUGCCGAUGUUCAGAAGUAAAGAGUUUUGUGUGAAAAGAAGAUUUAGUGACUUUCUGGGUCUUUAUGAGAAACUUUCAGAGAAACAUUCCCAGAAUGGAUUCAUUGUCCCUCCUCCACCAGAAAAAAGCUUAAUAGGAAUGACCAAAGUGAAAGUUGGGAAGGAAGAUUCCUCCUCUGCCGAGUUCCUAGAAAAGAGACGGGCUGCUUUAGAAAGGUACCUUCGGAGGGUGGUGACCCAUCCCACCAUGUUACAGGACCCAGAUGUCAGAGAGUUCUUGGAAAAGGAAGAGCUGCCCCGAGCGGUGGGUACCCAGGCAUUGAGUGGAGCUGGUCUCCUCAAGAUGUUUAACAAAGCCACUGACGCGGUCAGCAAAAUGACCAUCAAGAUGAACGAAUCAGACAUUUGGUUUGAGGAGAAGCUACAGGAGGUCGAGGGCGAAGAGCAGCGUUUACGAAAACUGCACGUUGUGGUAGAAACUCUAGUCAACCAUAGAAAAGAGUUAGCACUGAAUACAGCCCAGUUUGCCAAGAGCCUGGCCAUGUUGGGAAGCUCAGAGGACAACACUGCUCUCUCCCGGGCCUUGUCCCAGCUAGCCGAGGUCGAAGAGAAGAUCGAGCAACUGCACCAAGAACAGGCCAGUAGUGACUUCUUCCUGCUGGCUGAGCUCUUGAGCGACUACAUUCGCCUCUUGGCCAUCGUCAGGGGGGCAUUCGACCAGCGCAUGAAGAGUUGGCAGCGUUGGCAGGAUGCCCAGGCCAUGCUGCAGAAGAAGCGGGAGACCGAGGCCAGGCUGCUGUGGGCCAACAAACCUGACAAGCUGCAGCAGGCCAAGGAGGAGAUCUCCGAGUGGGAGUCUCGGGUGACACAGUACGAAAGGGACUUCGAGAGGAUUUCCACAGUGGUCCGCAGAGAAGUGACACGGUUCGAGAAAGAGAAAUCCAGGGACUUCAAGGAUCAUGUCAUCAGGUACCUUGAGACCCUCCUGAACUCCCAGCAGCAGCUGGUGAAGUAUUGGGAAACCUUCCUCCCUGAGGCCAAGGCCAUCUCCUAAUGGACCAAGGAAGCCAGAGCCCACCUGAACUUACGCUGCCUUUUAUACACUAUACCUCUCCACCUUUUCCUGAUCCCAGUUCCGCAUCCUGCCGAGCCUAGAGACUUAACCCCUCCCCCCGGGACCAAGCCGCUUCCCCGUUUUCCCCCAGCCAGUAACUCUUCUAAUUGAAUUUUUCAUUUAACUUCCAUAUAUAUUUUCUUAUUGAAGAGAAUAGUUUCCUGCUUUAAGCAAAAGACCUACAGUAGGGAGUGGGAACGUGGGAUGGGGGGUUAUUAAUAUAAAUGUAUAAAUAAAUUGUAUAUUUUUCAGGAUGUGGGUUAGGAACUGGGAAUAACGUUUUCUGUUACUCCUGCUGGUGCCAUGGGAAAAAAAAAAUUGUUAAUAAAAUAUUUAAAAAUCUGGUCA
Molecule: messenger RNA, 1947 nt
Organism: Tachyglossus aculeatus (Australian echidna)
Lineage: Eukaryota; Metazoa; Chordata; Mammalia; Monotremata; Tachyglossidae
Gene: SNX1
Product: sorting nexin 1
Exons: 15
Coding region: 22-1539 (505 amino acids)
Biological process (GO): intracellular protein transport; early endosome to Golgi transport
Cellular component (GO): endosome; endosome membrane
Molecular function (GO): phosphatidylinositol binding
Source: RefSeq, a predicted model, not a curated record